CUUUCACAACCAAAACACCUUCAUUUCCUGGACUGGAGUCCUUCCAGUGCUGUCAGGUCGAAUCAUGGAUGAGAACCGGAGUAGCUCAAGGCCGGCAUCUUCCCAGUGCCAUUCCCCUCCCGCGGGUCCCUGGAGAAACAUGGUGGAAUAUUUCAAGAAACUUAUCAAGAACUCAGUAUCAUCAAAGUUUCAGGCAUGGAUAAAGGACUACUGCAAAAGGAACGGCUUGCUCACCUUGUCAGUGUUAGCUGUAAUGUCAGGCUGCGUGGUCGGAUUCGGGUUGAGAAGUUUGAACUUGUCGACACAGGCAAAAAUCUACUUUUCUUUUCCUGGAGAGCUUCUAAUGAGAAUGCUGAAAAUGUUGAUUCUUCCUCUCAUCACAUCCAGUUUAAUGUCUGGCUUGUCUGCUAUGGACACUAAGGCCAGUGGACGCCUGGGCCUCCUCACCAUCACAUAUUACCUGUGGACUACCUUCAUUGCUGUAAUUGUGGGGAUUAUUCUGGUGCUGAUCAUUCAUCCUGGAACUGGUACUGAGAAAGAGGGACAUAAAGCUGCAGGAGGGCCAGUGAUGACGUCUGCCGAUGCCCUGCUUGAUUUGAUCAGGAACAUGAUUCCAUCCAAUCUGAUUGAAGCCACAUUUCAGCAGUAUAAGACAGAUCUUGUUCAAAAUUUAAAGAAAAGUGCAAAAUCAUCACAAGCCAACUUUGUGUACAUCAUGCCAGACUAUGAAAACCCCAAGAUGGGUCACCCAGUGUUUCUGGAACUCACUCCUCCUCCUGAAAUCCACUAUAAGAUCGUACCAGGGAAAAGCAAUGGGAUGAAUGUGCUAGGAAUCGUCAUUUUCUCUGCCACUAUGGGUCUUCUGCUUGGUAGAAUGGGAUCCAGAGGUUCACCACUGGUGAAUGUGUGUCUUUGUAUCAAUGAAUGUGUCAUGAAAAUCAUCAAUGCUGCUAUGUGGUACUUCCCAUUUGGAAUCGUAUUUCUGGUUGCUGGGAAAAUCCUGGACAUGCAUGAUCCUGCAGUCCUUGCGGAGAAGCUGGGAAUGUACUUCAUCACUGUUCUGGCGGGGCUGUUCGUGCAUGGGGUGAUUUUGCUGCCGACGUUCUUCUUCCUGUUUACCAGGAAAAACCCCUUUAGCUAUAUCCGUGGCCUCCUCCAGGCUCUGGUUAUUGCAUUGGCAACUUCAUCCAGUUCAGCUACUCUGCCCAUUACAAUGAAGUGCUUACUGGAAAACUGCCACGUGGAUCGGAAAAUCGCUCGGUUUGUGCUUCCUGUGGGUGCUACUAUCAAUAUGGAUGGCACAGCACUAUAUGAGGCAGUGGCAGCCAUCUUCAUUGCACAAGUCAAUGAGUACGAGCUUGACUUUGGACAACUUGUUACUAUUAGUAUCACAGCUACUGCAGCAAGCAUCGGAGCAGCUGGAAUCCCUCAGGCUGGUCUUGUUACCAUGGUUAUCGUCCUUACCUCCGUGGGUUUGCCUCCAGAUGACAUCUCACUCAUUGUAGCUAUCGACUGGAUCCUAGACCGAUUUCGAACAAUGAUCAACGUGCUUGGAGACGCUUUAGCCGCAGGAAUCAUGGCUCACGUGUGCAGAAAGGACUUUCAGAAAGACGGCCCAUCCACAGCCAACUCAGAGAGAAGAGAUACUGUGAUAUCUUUUGGAAACCAAAGUGUGCAAAGUUUUCCCACAUCUGAAGUUCCACUACUGGCUAACAGGGACUACAUCUUAGAGGUUGUCGGCGAUCAGGUGAUCGAGAGGCCGACUACCUGUUACAACCUCUGCCAAGUCUAACUUUGACAGACGAUACCAAGCAGGAACAGAAGCUGCCUUGACUUCACAAAAACCUUCCCCCUUUUCCUCCCCUUUGUUGUACAUUUGUGCCAUUGUCUUUUUACAUCACAGAUGUUACUGUUACCUCAACAGUCGCCUUUGGUGAACUUGAAAAAUGAGGACAUUUGAGUGCUUUUGACACCUUAACUUGGGGGUUUUGUAAAUUACAAAAACAUGUUUGGUUUUUUUUAAAUGUUUAUCUUUUAGAAUUGCCUUAAAAUGCAAUAGUUAAUGACAGUACAACUAAAACUAGGCCACAACAAUAAAACCAUGUCCAAAGAGGAAACAUUACACAACUAUUAAGUCAACUGGGGCUCCAAUUAUGGAUCAUCAGUUGCCUUGUCAGUGUACGGUGACAACAAAGUGAUUUUUUUUAAUGACUGUAAGAACAGCAAUGGUGCAUCUCUUCAUUUCUUAUCUUCAGAGCGCACAAUCCCUGUUCAUUUCAAGUGGGAUGGAAUUUAGAUCAUGUUUGUUUGUUUUCUUAAUACAUUUUUUUUUA
Megalobrama amblycephala (Wuchang bream) is the source of this 2333-nucleotide messenger RNA. It is a transcript of the gene slc1a8b, whose product is annotated as solute carrier family 1 member 8b. Bases 65 to 1792 code for a protein of 575 amino acids. The transcript is spliced from 12 exons. Gene Ontology annotation, cellular component: plasma membrane. Lineage: Eukaryota; Metazoa; Chordata; Actinopteri; Cypriniformes; Xenocyprididae. Gene Ontology annotation, biological process: L-glutamate transmembrane transport. The record is from RefSeq and is a predicted model, not a curated record. Gene Ontology annotation, molecular function: L-glutamate transmembrane transporter activity; neutral L-amino acid transmembrane transporter activity; glutamate:sodium symporter activity.